Choloepus didactylus (southern two-toed sloth) is the source of this 762-nucleotide messenger RNA. Its product is annotated as ubiquitin-conjugating enzyme E2 L3-like. The record is from RefSeq and is a predicted model, not a curated record. NCBI's taxonomy places the organism in Eukaryota, Metazoa, Chordata, Mammalia, Pilosa, Megalonychidae. The transcript has a single exon. Bases 343 to 732 code for a protein of 129 amino acids.
CCUGACCUGUGCGUGGGACCAGGGGAAACCCUCAACCAGAGAGCUGACGGUGCUUGCAGUGGGCUGCUGCCAGAAUGUGCUGGAACCGUGACUGCCAGGGAUAUGUGGGCAGGACACCGAAAGCGUCUGUCACAGUGCCCCACCUAGCAGGGAAUCCAGCAGUGCCAGUGGUGUCACCCUCAUCUGCUGGACAUUUUCAACAAUUUCCCCAGAUUCAGGAGCCAGGCAGUAAUGAUUCCAAAAAAAGAAAUUUAGAUUUACAAAUUAGAGAAUAAAGUCAGAGGAGUAUUUUGAGUAUUGGUGCUGCCAGUUAUCAUUCAACGAAAUUUACUGAGAUCCAAGAUGGCAGCCAGCAGGAGGCUGAUGAAGGAGCUUGAAGAAAUCUGCAAAUGUGGGAUGAAAAACUUCCGUAACAUCCAGGUUGAUGAAGCUAUAUUGACUUGGCAAGGGCUUAUUGUUCCUGACAACCCUCCAUAUGAUAAGGGGGCCUUCAGAAUCAAAAUCCACUUUCCAGCAGAGUACCCAUUCAAACCACCGAAGAUCACAUUUAAAACAAAGAUCUACCACCCAAACAUCGAUGAAAAGGGGCAGGUCUGUCUGCCGGUAAUUAGUGCUGAAAACUGGAAGCCAGCCACCAAAACCCACCAAGUCAUGCAGUCCCUCAUUGCACUGGUGAACGACCCCCAGCCCGAGCACCUGCUUUGGAGAAUACUAGCCGGAGAAUACUCGUAAGGACCAUAAAAAAUUCUGUAAGAACGCAGA